GGUGCGCCUUUGCUGCCUUUGCCUUGCGUUCCGAGGAGCCUCUUCUUCUUCCCUGGCUUUGGAGGGCAGAGGAGGCACCAGGAAAGGGGGGAUCGGACCAGCCCUGGCUCUUCCCACCCUCCCCAGGGCAAGGCAAAGCAGGAUGCCGAGGGAGUGACUCGGAGAGGAGGCUGGGACUCCAGCUCUGUCCUGGAUCUUGGUGACAACUUUGUGGUUUUUUGGGGGGAGCAAAAGUUGCAGACUCUGGAGUGGUCAUCUGACAGCUCUUGGAAGAGGUGGAAGACUGCAAUUCUGAAAAAACUCCACAGAGAUUGUUUUUUUUCUUCCCAAGAACAUCUGUCAACAGAAAGAUCUGCAAAGGAAGUCCAUUUGAGAAACCCUGGUGUGGAAAAAUGACUUCAAGUUGUGUAAUCCCAGUGUUUGCUUUAAUAGUUGGUUGUUUAGCAUCUGCAGGUCCUGUGCCUACAAAUCAGUGUGUAUUGUCACCUGUCAACAGCUCACAUCCAGUUCAAGCAUUGCUGGAGAGUUUUACAGUCUUAUCCGGCUGUGCAAGCAAAGGAACUGCUGCAUUGCCGCAGGAGGUUCAUGUCCUCAACCUGCGGAGACCUGAAGAAGGCUCUGGCCACCAUGACACGGAGGUUGCCUUGCAUCUGAAUCCAAUUUCUUCCAUUCAUGUCCACCAAAAACCACUGGUGUUCUUACUGAACUCUCCUGUACCCUUGGUGUGGAAGGUUAAAAUGGAAAGACUAGCCCCAGGGAUUCCACGAAUUUUCAUUGUUUCAGCAAGUUCCAUAGUGCUGUUUGAGAAAGAAAACUUCUCCUUGUCAGCAAAAAUAGAGGAGAAGCCACUCCCUCAAGGAAAUAAGCACCUGCUACAAUGGGCCCAAAAGGAAUAUGGCGCAGUAACAUCUUUCACUGAACUCAAAAUAUCCAGAAAUGUUUACAUCAAAGUGGGUGAAGAUCAAUUUUUUCCUACGACAUGCAAUAUAGAAAAGAACUUUAUUUCUCUGAACUACCUUGCCGGAUACCUACAGCCAAAGGCAGCAGAGGGUUGCAUUGUUUCCAGUUUGGGCCAAGAUAGAGAAGUUCAUAUAAUUGAAUUGAUCACUCCGGACUCGAACCCAUACAGUGCUUUCCAGGUGGAUAUCAUCAUUGACAUUAGACCAUCUCGACCAGACACCACACUUGUCAGGGAUCUUGUACUUAUCCUCAAGUGCAGAAAGUCUGUCAAUUGGGUUAUCAAGUCACAUGACGUGAAGGGGAAACUGGAAGCGAUCGCAGCAAACAGUGUUGGCUUUGGAAAAGAAUCUGAAUGCUCUAUGGUGAUGACUAAAACUAUAUUGUCAGAUCUUCCCUCCUCCCAUGAGAGCUUGAUUAUGUGGGCUUACGACCAUGGCUACCGUCCAGUUUCUUCCUAUACAAAAGCACCUGUAGCUAAUCGCUUUCACCUUCGGCUUGAGGACGCUGAAGAAAUGAAUGAUGAAGAAGACCACUUUCUUCCACCUGAACUGGAGGAACUACUACGUGGUGUUAACCCUCUGCCUGCUCCCAUGCCAUCCUUGGAAUUUGACUUCCUUCGUGGCAAUCAUGAUAGCACCUUGCUGACAACUGAGACGAUGGACUCAGUUAUGGCCAAUCAUGGCUUUGAGCAAUUUUUCCCCAAAGUCACUGAACCAGAAGAAGUCCAGGGUAGUGUUGAUGUUGCCCUUUCAGUGAAAUGUGAUGACACCUCAAUGACAGUAGCUGUAGCAAAAGACUCACUGGAGGCUAGUGGUUACAUUGGCACACAACUCUCCCUGCUGGAUCCAAAAUGCAGAGCAAAGGCAAACCAAACUCAUUUUAUCUUGGAGUCAUCAUUGCAUGAUUGUGGGACUCGACGGAUAGCAUAUCCCUUGGAUAAUGUUGUGUACCUGAACUCUAUUGUUAUUCAGCUAUCAUCACCAGUUGAAUCCAGUGGCUGGGCUGUUGAUUAUGAAGACAUGGAGUCAGGGGAUAAUGGUUUUCCCGGUGACACGGAUGAAUCAGACAUCACAUUUUCCAGUCGGUCUGAAAUUGUUGUGUUCAACUGCACAUUCCAUCAGCCGAAAGCUCCUAAGUCUCCCAUGCACUGGCCACCUGAAACACACAUCGGCAAUGUGACCUUUCACAUGGAACUCUACAAGACAGACCUCUUCCAUACUCCAACGCAAGGCUUCUUCUCUGUUGCAGAAAAUGACCAGAUUUUUGUUGAGAUUUCUCUGACCAAGGCUGAAAGAUCCUUGGGCUUUGCAAUCCAAACUUGCUUUAUUUCUCCAUACUCAAACACUGACAGGAUGUCAGAAUAUACCAUUAUUGAAAAUAUCUGUCCUAAAGAUGAAUCUGUCAAAUUCUACAACAUCCCAAAGACAAAUUUCCCUAUACUGAAUGCACAAAUGGACAAAAAGCAUUUUAGUUUCCUGUUUAAAUCCAUAUUCAACACCUCCCUUCUCUUUCUGCACUGUGAGGUGACCUUGUGCACAAAGAAAGAAAAAGAUACUCAAGGACUGGCCAAGUGCAUCCCUCCUGAUGAAGCUUGCACCUUCCUCAGUGUUGACAUGAUCCUGGCAAUGAUGCAGAAUAAGAAAACUUUCACCAAACCCCUUGCUGUGAUAACGCAUAAAGGGAGGCCAGAAGAUAAAUCUUCUUAUCCAAAGCCUCCUGAAGGGUUACAGCCUGUCGUCUAUGGCCUGGACACAAUGACAGUUGUGGGCAUUGCCUUUGCAGCUUUUGUGAUUGGGGCCUUGCUAACAGGAGCAUUAUGGUUCAUCUAUUCCCAUACAGGUUUCAUAGAUAAAAAGGAAUGAAAAACAGAGCAAGGAAGAGAAAAUAAAGAAGUGGGAGAACCAGCAGGAAGACAGCAGGUACCCACAUCAUCGCCAGCUUCUGAAAACAGCAGCGCAGCCCACAGCAUUGGCAGCACACAAAGCACUCCCUGUUCCAGUAACAGCACGGCCUAACCCAGGCGGAGGGCAGGAUGCAAGUCUCUGAAGCAACAUAGGAGCGGAGAGGUUCAUAGGAGCUGAUUUAUUGUCAUUUGCUCUGAUGGAUUUGGCUUCUUUUGGCAAUUUAGGGAGGAAGGAUUUCCUUCAUUGGUCACCUUUUCCUGGAUGAGUGUCAUCCUUGAACCUCUUGUGGCACGUAAGCUAAGACAUGACAAAGCUACUAUUUAUGUACAGCUGUGGACUGUGUAGAGAGGUCCACAGGCUCUCAAUGUGAAACACAAGCCAGACCCACCGCCAUCGCCACCUUCUUAUGCCGUAAAUGCUGCUUUGUCUCUACAGAAUCACAGUUCGGGGAUUCUGCAAGUGUCAAGGAGACACAAGGUGUCUGUAAAGGGAUUUCAGUCUCAUAAGCUGGGGAAAAGAGUUUGUUUUCUUUCUUGUCCCCCACACCCACCCCUCAGCUCCUGACUUUUUGGUUAGGAGAUUCCAUCUCAUCAAAACAAGGAUGUUUCAAACACAGAGUGAUUAACUAUUAAGAUGAUGGGUUUUGUCAGCUGUACUUGACCAUUUUGCUGUAGCUGCUUGGUCAUUUUUCUGAUGGCUGUGCUUACUUGAGCACAACAUUCUUCCUGCUAACCCACAGCCCUCUGGUUCUGUGUUCCCCAGGUUUAGCCAUCAGUAGCAGGCAAGAAACUGAAGCAAUGUAUAUAUGGGGUAAAAUGUCUUGGGUCAGAAAUUUCUCAUGAUCAUGAAUUUGCCUUUAUUUUUUUUUUACAUCGCCAAGUGCUGAUUGGAUACAUGAUUCAACAUGUAGUGCUGUUCCAUUUUCCCCCCUCAUGCACAUCUCCAUUUUAUUUAGCUUAUAAGUUCUAGUCUCAUUUCUUUACCUAGAAUACAAUUCACUGUGUAGCACCUGUUACAUGUAAUCUUCCAAUUUGCUUAGAAGGUGUCAGCCUAUUCAGUGCACAGCAGCAGCGAUAAGCACAUCCAUAUUCAAAACUUCAUCAUUUGCUGCAGUGCUAGGCACAGCUUUUGAUGCACAUUUCCACUGUCUGCCCUCAGUAUUUCAGUGUAUGAGGAAACCCUGUAUUUCUUACAAGUGUCAUGUCCAUACUGCAGUCCCUCUUUAGCUGUGUCCAGUAGUAACUGUGUGCUACAAUAUAGCAUAUGCAUUGUUUUGUGUGGCCUUUGUGGCAUGGCUGAAUAUAUUCUGGGAUACCUGAAUGUACCUCAGCAAAUGUGGAAGUGGUCAAAUAUUAGAAGGAAAAUCUAGAAAGUAAAAUGGCUGCCAAGAUAGCCUUCAAUUUUUGACUCAAGGUUCUUAAGAGCGCUGUCCAUUGUAGGACAGAUAGCUUCAUUUUAUUGAUUUUGACAGAUCUAUAAGUCUUUCUAGACUGGCAUAUGAAAUGCAGCAGUUUUAAUCUCUGACUUGGGAACAUGCAGAUAUAUCCACAUUUUGGGAGUGACUCAUAAAGCAACACCAGAGUGUUUUCAAAUUUAGACAAUUAUUUUAGUAGUAUUAUUUGAUUUUCAUCCCUUAUGAAUGAAUAUUAUCAACAUCUAACUUUUUGUCAUCAAAAAUAGUUGGGCCAGGCCUUCCUUCUUUAUGGUUCCAACAUCUUUAUUGGAAGAUGGAGGGUGACAGCAAGUAGAGGCACCGAGAAGCAAAGUACAUGAUUCACCAUCAAUCAGAAUGAAAGGGUUCCUUAUAAGUAUGUUUUGUAUCAAAUUCCUUGAUAGCCAUCUUAAAAUUGCAGUUGGAUAUAUCCCAAAGCAGCAUUUGAAAUGCAGAGAGAGAGAGAGAGAGAGAGAGAGAGAACAAACAAGUACUAAUUUUCACUAUAAUCUUUAGAAAUCCUGGCUCCUCCUAGUAUUGAUACUGAAAUACCACCCAAAUGAAAACUGAAGGACCUAAUUUGAAACUGUAGGGAUAUUAAGUUGUCACUUUGUGAACUGAAUCAUGGACUUCUGAUUCCUUCCUCCUGGAAACAAUAAAAGAAUCACUGCUCUCCCUUUGCAGACAGUCAAAAACAGUUCUUUUAGCCUUCGGUGGAGAUUGCUUUUCUUCUAUUCCUUCCUGCCAUAUCAGAAAGGAAAGUUUUGUUGGCACAAGAAUAAGU
Molecule: messenger RNA, 5080 nt
Organism: Sceloporus undulatus (fence lizard)
Lineage: Eukaryota; Metazoa; Chordata; Lepidosauria; Squamata; Phrynosomatidae
Gene: TGFBR3
Product: transforming growth factor beta receptor 3
Exons: 18
Coding region: 393-2822 (809 amino acids)
Source: RefSeq, a predicted model, not a curated record